AUGGCCGACUACCUCUUGCGUCGACUCUACAUCGGGGCAGCCAGGGCUCGCUCCUUUCUCAGCCGUCCCCCGGGCCGAUCCGACCAGCCCGACGAGCUCUCCCUGAGCCUCCUCUCCAGCUCGGACGAUGGCGAACUCGGCGCAUGCCAGCGAGGCCGUAGGUCCUGUACCGAAAUCACCCAUUCCCUCUCCCUCUCCCUGCACAGGGCCUUGGCUCUUGUCCGUCCAUCGCUCGUCGCCGUCGCCCCCAGCUUCAUCAGCAACAUCUACUACCCGUCCAAGCCGCGGGCGCUGCACAAGACGUCGUUCCUCGAUGGACUGCGAGGGUACGCCGCCUUCAUCGUGGCCGUCUUCCACCUGGCCGGUAUACAGCCAGACAACGUGUGGGUAAAUGAAACCUGGGGCGUCAACGAGCGGGAGGGGAUGGGAUCAAAUCUCCUGCAGCUCCCCUUCAUACGCGUCCUCUUCCUCGGCGUCCCCAUGGUUGCCUUCUUCUUCCUCAUCUCUGGAUUCGUCCUGUCGUACAAGAGCCUCCUCCUGAUCCGGUCCGGCGAGCACGAGAGGCUCUCCGAGUCGCUCGUGUCGCUCAUCUUCCGGCGCGGGCUGCGCCUCUUCCUGCCCAGCAUCGCCGGCAUCACGUUUGAAAAGGUCGUCGUCCCGUGCGUGUACUCGGGUCCGCCGCCCGUGUCGACCAUGAUGAGCGACGUCUACGCCCAAGUGAGCGCGCUCGUCUUUUGCUGGCGCUGGGACAAGCACAACGCUGACCUUUUCACCAUUCCCAUCGACGGCCAUUGGGCGGUUGCCCUGUUCAUGGUCGGUCUCUUUGCCGCCGAGGUCGAGGCCGUCAUCGAGGAGCGCAGAAGAGGCCAGCGGCAGGAGAACGGGAGCAGGAGCGCGGCAAGGUGCGGGCCGUGGACGUCACGACUCCAGUCGGCUCUCUGGAUCGCCGUGUUCCUCGUCGGCCUCUACCUGGCGGGGUAUCCCAUGGAGCGCGCCGAGAUCUCGCCCGGCUUUCGCUGGCUCCUCUCACACACCCCGAAAGUCUAUCGAGAUGGCGACGGAUUCAUCUUGCCCGCCAAGUUCUGGUGCAGCGUCUCCGCGGUGCUGGUGUGUGCGGCCCUCUUCCGGGUCCCGACUCUGCAGAGGGCCUUCACGACGCCGGUCGCUCAGUACCUGGGGGACGUGUCCUACUCGGUCUACCUCGUGCAUCAUGGCAUUCAGAUAACUGCCGGAGCGGACAUCAAGUCCAAGGUGCACUCCUGGUUUGGGGCAGAUGACGGCCAGUGGAAGAGAGCGGCAGUCUUGGUGGUUGACAUUGUGCUUGUAAUGGGCCUCACCGUCUGGGUUGCAGACAUCUUUUGGCGCUUGGUCGACAGGCCAGUAGUUCGAUUCAGCAGGUAUUUCGACGAGAUCGUCACACCCAAGGGAUAA
Metarhizium album ARSEF 1941 is the source of this 1431-nucleotide messenger RNA. RefSeq names its product Acyltransferase 3. Gene Ontology annotation, molecular function: acyltransferase activity, transferring groups other than amino-acyl groups. Gene Ontology annotation, biological process: polysaccharide biosynthetic process. Lineage: Eukaryota; Fungi; Ascomycota; Sordariomycetes; Hypocreales; Clavicipitaceae. Gene Ontology annotation, cellular component: membrane. The record is from RefSeq and is a predicted model, not a curated record. The transcript is spliced from 3 exons. The coding region runs from base 1 to 1431 and encodes 476 amino acids.